CUAUUCUCUUCAUCCAUUGCUCCUAACUCCGUUCACUCCGUUUUCUUGUUCUCCGUUUGCUUUCCCUCAUUGCAGUCUGCCUUUUCUCCAUUAUUUUCUUCAUUUUGGUCUUCUUCUGCAAGUUUAGCUCUACUGAAUCUGUAGCGGAGGAGAGGAGCCAUGGCUGAUAAUAGAUUUUUUGGCCGCGUUCAUAGCGUUCGUGAGCGGCUUGGAGACACACUUUCAGCUCACACAAAUGAGUUGCUUGCACUCUUCUCAAGAUUUGUCAAACAAGGGAAGGGGAUGUUACUGCCCCACCAGAUUCUGGCCGAGUAUGAAUCUGUGAUCCCUGAAGCAGAUCGUGAGAAGCUCAAAGGUGGUAUUUUUGAAGAUGUUCUCAAAGCUUCUCAGGAGGCCAUAGUUGUACCUCCAUGGGUGGCGCUUGCAAUCCGACCAAGGCCUGGAGUGUGGGAAUAUGUGAGGGUUAAUGUAAGUGAAUUGGCUGUGGAGGAGCUCACAGUGCCUGAGUACUUACAGUUCAAGGAAGAGCUCGUGGAUGGGAGAUCUCAGAGCAACUUCACUUUAGAGUUAGACUUUGAGCCCUUUAAUGCAUCCUUCCCUCGCCCCUCCCUUUCGAAAUCCAUUGGUAAUGGUGUGCAGUUUCUGAAUCGCCAUCUUUCCUCGAAACUGUUCUAUGACAAGGAAAGCCUGUAUCCGCUGCUCAAUUUCUUGAGGCAUCACCAUUAUAAUGGGGUGAGCAUGAUGCUGAAUGAUAGAAUUCAAAGCCUAACUGCUCUCCAAACUUCACUAAGGAAGGCUGAGGCACAUCUACUCGGUAUCCCACCGGACACACCUUAUUCAGAGUUCAACCAUAGGUUCCAAGAGCUUGGCUUGGAGAAAGGUUGGGGCGAUACAGCCGAGCGCGUGAAAGAGACCAUUCAUCUUCUCCUUGAUCUUCUCGAAGCCCCCGAUCCAUGCACGUUGGAGAGCUUCCUUGGUAGAGUUCCCAUGGUGUUUAACGUCGUCAUCUUAUCGCCUCACGGCUACUUCGCUCAAGCUAACGUCUUGGGUUAUCCCGACACCGGCGGCCAGGUUGUGUACAUUUUGGAUCAAGUUCGUGCCUUGGAGAAUGAAAUGCUUCUCAGAAUAAAGCAACAGGGGCUUGAUAUCACUCCAAGGAUUCUCAUUGUGACCAGAUUGCUGCCAGAUGCAGUAGGAACCACUUGUGGGCAGCGUCUAGAGAAGGUUAUUGGGACUGAGCACACACACAUUCUUAGAGUUCCCUUCCGAACAGAAAAAGGAGUCAUUCGGAAAUGGAUAUCGCGUUUUGAAGUGUGGCCUUACGUCGAAACUUUCUCUGAUGAUGUAGUGAACGAGUUGGCUAGAGAGCUGCAGGCAACCCCGGAUCUCAUUAUUGGAAACUAUAGUGAUGGAAAUCUCGUAGCUUCUUUGUUGGCGCACAAACUCGGAGUUACUCAGUGCACAAUUGCUCAUGCCUUGGAGAAAACCAAGUACCCAAAUUCUGAUAUAUAUUGGAAGAAUUUUGAGGAACAAUAUCAUUUCUCUUGCCAGUUCACUGCUGAUCUUAUUGCCAUGAAUCAUGCUGAUUUCAUUAUCACGAGCACAUUCCAGGAGAUUGCUGGAAGUAAGGAUACUGUGGGGCAAUAUGAAUCACACACUGCUUUCACUCUUCCCGGACUCUACCGAGUCGUUCAUGGCAUCGACGUCUUCGAUCCCAAGUUCAAUAUCGUCUCCCCUGGAGCAGACAUGUCGAUCUAUUUCUCCUAUGCUGAGGAGAGCAAAAGGCUUACCGCACUUCACCCUGAAAUUGAAGAACUGUUAUUUAGUGAUGUUGAGAACAGUGAGCACAAGUUUGGGUUGAAGGACAAGAACAAACCUAUCAUCUUCUCCAUGGCUAGGCUCGAUCGAGUGAAGAACAUUACAGGCCUUGUUGAGCUCUACGGGAAGAAUCCUCGUCUGAGGGAGCUUGUUAACCUCGUGGUGGUUGCUGGAGACCAUGCGAAGGCAUCUAAGGAUCUUGAGGAACAAGAGGAGAUGAAGAAGAUGUACAAGUUUAUCGAAGAGUACAAGCUCGACGGCCACAUAAGGUGGAUUUCAGCUCAGAUGAACAGAGUCCGCAAUGGCGAGCUGUAUCGCUACGUCGCAGACAAGAAGGGUGCAUUUGUUCAGCCUGCAUUCUAUGAAGCUUUCGGAUUAACGGUUGUCGAAUCUAUGACCUGCGGUCUGCCGACGUUUGCCACUGUGCAUGGAGGACCUGGAGAGAUCAUAAUACACGGAGUUUCAGGUUUUCACAUUGAUCCAUAUCAGGGCGAUAAGGCUGCUGAGCUGCUCGUGAACUUCUUCGAGAAGAGCAGGGAGGAUCCCGGUUACUGGACGAAGAUCUCCAACGGAGCCAUCAAGCGAAUCGAGGAGAAAUAUACCUGGAAGCUCUACUCUGAGAGAUUGAUGACGUUAUCUGGCGUUUAUGGUUUCUGGAAGUAUGUCUCGAAUUUGGAUAGGCGUGAGACCAAGCGCUAUCUUGAGAUGUUUUAUGCGCUGAAAUACCGUAAUCUGGCAUUGUCUGUUCCUCUGCAUUCUGAUGAAGAGGCGGUUGUGAAUGGAACAAAGUGAGGUUGUGCUAGCUGUGAGUUUCGGUGAGGGUUGUGAGAUUGGCUUGUGUUGUUCUGUUUCUGCUGCGUGUUUUGAAUUCAUAAUGUUUGCGUUUUUGGCCCAAAAAUGUCAUAUUUGUAAUGGAAUUUCGAGGUUUCGGUUUGAAUGUGAUUUGAUGUUUUUAUCGCAAA
This is a messenger RNA of Phalaenopsis equestris, 2780 nucleotides long. RefSeq names its product sucrose synthase 2. Gene Ontology annotation, biological process: sucrose metabolic process. Gene Ontology annotation, molecular function: sucrose synthase activity. The transcript is spliced from 16 exons. Lineage: Eukaryota; Viridiplantae; Streptophyta; Magnoliopsida; Asparagales; Orchidaceae. The record is from RefSeq and is a predicted model, not a curated record. Bases 160 to 2610 code for a protein of 816 amino acids.